AAGAUGCUGGGUGGCAGCCUCAGACUCUUCCAAUGAAUCUCCCCGAGGUGAUUUUUCUUUCUGAGUGGAAACUCUGUCCUGCAGGAUCCACCCAAGACUCCUCCCAGGUACUCGCACAGUCACCUCACUUCCUAUAGGAAGCUGAGGCCCCAGGUGGAAGCCCCAGACUCCUCCAGUGAAGCCACCUGACAUGAUUUUUCCCUUUUGGAGAAAACUGCUGCAUCUGGGAUCUACCAGAGACUCCUCCUGCUCUGGUCCUGUCUGGUCCCUGCCCCACAGUGUGUCCCCAGCACAUGUCCCUGUGCCACCGCAGCCCUGGGCCAGGCACCGUGCCCUGCGGUGAGGUCACAACGUCUGGGUUCUAUCUCCUCCUCCUGGGGCUGCUGUUGCCUUGGUUUCUUGUGGAGUUUGAGGGAGGAGAACCUGUUAAGAGGAGAGUGUUGAUCUGGGAGAUCUGCAGCCACGAGGAGGAUGAGGGCGCUCCGAGCUCUCUGUCCAUGUGUGUGUCCCCCGUCCAGAGCCUCCAGUCCUGAGGACAGAGACGGGGUGACGGGGACUGUCCCUGAGGCUGUCGACACCUUUGUGGCCAUUGGGACAUCUGGGCUGAAACAGCUGCAAGACCAUGAGGGCAACCGGGUGGACACAUACCGGGAGCUGGAGCAUGCCUUGCAGGGAGAGGAUGGCUGCUUGCCCGGUGGUGUUGUGAACCGCCUCAUAGCAGAGGCCUCGGGUGACCUGCGAGCAGCCCAGGGUGUGAUGGAUGAUGUGAAGAUGGCCGCCAGUGACUUCUUGGUGGCUCUGGCCCGCACCCACUUUUACUUCGUCAUGGCUGAGCUGCAGAGCCACCUGAAGGUGGUGGGGAAGGUCCCUGAUGAGGCUGUGCUCGUCACCUUGGGCAAGAUGGCUGGCAGCUAUGCCCUGCGCUGUGUCCCCUUCGCGGGAGCGACGCUGCUGGCCCUGCGCAGGACGCUGAGCCGGGCAGGGAGCGGCCGGACCCUGCGCAUCAUCUGCGGGGUUCUGGAGCGAUGGUCCAAGGGCAUCACCAUGUACUUGUGCAGCCAGAAACGACACCCCUUUCCUCAGAGCAGGGCAGCACAGCUCUGUGGAGACCUUUACCCGCUCUUCCAUCACGCAGUGGUAAAUUGGCUGGGCUGCAAGGAGGAACAGGUGAGAAGUGCUGCUUGCCACAGCUGGGGCCACAGCGGGGGUGUCCAUGAUAAUCGGGCGGUCCUGGGUGCGGUGACUGCCAUGGUUGGUGUCCUUGUGUGUGAGGAGCGGCACUGCCAGCGUGCCCGGGAGCAGCUCCUCCGGCUCCUGCGCCAGCACCAGCGGGUCCAGGACACCUCCCGGGUCACCGAGAACCUCGGCCACGUACUGCAGAUGCUGGGGGGAGGUCAGACCCCAACCCCACGGGGCUCAGCUCUCGCCCCCCACACCGCUGGGCACCACCAGGUCCCUGAUGUGACUGAGGAGCCUGGGCCAGCCCAUAAGGCGAAGCCAUCCCGCCCCAUGACGCUGCAGGCCCGAACCUGCCCCGCAGCUGUUCUGCGGUCCCAGCUGAGGCACGGGAGCGAGGCCCAGCGUGUGGCAACCCUGAGCCUGCUGGGAGAGCUGGCCCGCUCUGACGCUCCUGUAGCAAGGAAGAAGCUGCCCCAGGUGGUGGCAGCUGUGCAGCUGGUGUGCAACGACCCCAGCGCCCAGGUGCAGAGGGCAGUUCUGGAGUUCAUCUGGGAAUUGCUGAGCUCCGGCUCCCAGAGCUGCUGGCCACGGGAUGUGGUGGGGCACAUCUUCAGCGAGUACAGCCGGAGCUCGGGCAGACUGGCGGCAGGAGGCCUUUUUGCCUGGAAGCCCCAGGAGGACAGAGCUCUUCAGUCCCUGUGCGUGGACAUCCUGGGCUCACUGGAUGUCACUCGGAGAGGGAUGUCCCAGCUCCUGUGGCCCAGGCUGCUGCAGUACGUGGUGCCAGCCCAGUACAGCGGCGUGCUGAUCCCGCUGUCCCGCGGCCUGCGAGCCCUGCUGGAGAGACGGGAGAGAGCGGGAUGUGAGGAAGAGGAGGAGCCCGAUGCUGUGGACUCGCCGGAGCAAGCCCGGCUGCCGGCUCCCCAGGCGCUGCUGGCUCGAACGCUGGUGCUGGCGGCGGCUCCUCACACCAGCAGCGGCCGCGCAGUCGCUGCCUUGCAGCUGCUGCAGGCCCUGCAGGGCUGGAUCUGCGGGGCCUUGGGGACAGCGUGGGCCACCGAGAUCCCCCUCCUGCUGCAGCACCUGGCAGGAAGAGCCGAGAGCUCCCUGGACUCUGCAGAGUGGGAGCAGCAUGUGCUUAAGUUCUUGCGAGCAUCCCUGAAGCUCAUUGAGGAUGAGACCUGGAGCGUGGGCCUGAGCCAGCAGCUGAGCCGGCAGCUGGGCAGCUCUGCCCCCGGCUCCUGGCAGAAGCUUUUCCUCUACAAGGCUCUCGGGACAGCGCUGGCAGGUUGUCGGGACCUCAGCCACGUCCAAGGGCAGGUGCUGAGGUUCCUCCAGGACACAGACUCUGCGGAGCUCUCUGAGACCCAGGGGAUGAUUUCUGUGGUGUCCCAUGCUGCUGAGACCCACUUCAACCUGGUCUUGGACACAGUGACCGCUUUUACCAGAGACAGGUUUUAUGAGACUUCCACGGGCUGGAAGGCACAGCUGCCGCAGGGCACAGAGAGACCUCAGGCCACUCGUGCUGCUCUGAUGUGCGUGUACAGCGGCAUCGCUCUGCGUGCCCCCAGGGAGCAGCUGCUCGCCCGUGUGGAUAGGGAGAUCAUGGGCACCAUCCUGCAGCUCUCCAGAGUCACACAGAGGGAGAUGCAGCUCAAGCUCGCCCUGGUGCAGAGUGUCACUGAGGUCAGCUCUGCCAUCCAGACUGUGGGUGAUGCUGGCAGCUUUGAGCUGUCCUCGAAGCAGGAGGUGACACAGACCCUGCUGGACUGGAUCAAGGAGGAGCCUGCGGACUCCCUGGUGUACGGAGUGUUUCAGGCCCUGGAGGAGUUGAGCAAGCUGAGGCCAGCGCUGAGCAGGGAGGAGAACCGCAGCCUGCUGGCAGUGUGCUGCCAGGCUGUCCUGUCCUCUCCUUCCCAGGAGGGGAUGAAGAGGGGCAGGACGGUGCGGGCAGCUCUGAACAUGCAGCUUCUGCACAGGAGAAGUGUUGAAGAUCUGGGCCACCUCAUCGAGACUCUCCUGGCGGCAGAGGAGCCCUCGGCUGGCUUUGAUGAUGUGUUCCUUGUGAGUAGCCAGGGGGAAAGUGUUGCAGGGGCAGGGAAUCAAGGAUUUAGCGGGUGGCAGUAG
Messenger RNA from Columba livia (rock pigeon), 3306 nucleotides. RefSeq names its product maestro heat-like repeat-containing protein family member 2B. Lineage: Eukaryota; Metazoa; Chordata; Aves; Columbiformes; Columbidae. The transcript has 25 exons. The record is from RefSeq and is a predicted model, not a curated record. Bases 472 to 3306 code for a protein of 944 amino acids. Gene Ontology annotation, cellular component: cytoplasm.